AUGCCCAAAAAGCACAGGACAUCGCUGCAAUAUACAAAACCGAAAAAUACACCACAUCAUUCGCUCGAAUCAUCAAGAGCCAAUGAUAAUGCCCGGUUUUGUACCGCGGGACCCGCCAGGGUUCCGCAGCGUUCUGUGGACGACGCAUCAUCAGUCAACGACCUAAUCAAUCAUUUACGACUCACACAAGGAAAUGUUUCUUCUGAUAUCACUCACUCAUCUUCUUCACGCCCUUUCACGUCGCAACGAUCUGUCCCACCAGCUUUGCGGGAAAUUCUGGAGAUUCCUGAACCUUCCCAACCGCGCCCUCGGCCAAAUGCAGGCCGGACUCCCAUCGGUGCUCGUCGCCUACGUGUUGCUCCAGGCCCUCCAGCACCGAUGAGCUGGUCUACUGGGAGUAACACCAGUGUGGAUCGAAAUACGGACAGACUCAAGAAUCCUGUACCUACCAAUCAACAAAUUCACCGCUUGGAAAGGCUCCCCGGUGCUGCCUUUCCCAGGAAAGGAAGCCUCAAGCAUACGGUUUUGGUAUCGAUGGCCCAAAAUUGGGCAUGGCAUGUCCAGUACGACGGCCUGUAUUUGUCCCAGCUGCCCAGUAAUGUUAAAGCGGUCUUAUUAAGCUAUCUGGCUCAGUUCCAGACAGAACAGCCAUUGGCAGAGUCCACGAAUGGACUCACUGUGCUUUUCCCGUUGAGGGAGAAUGAGGUGGACUCGGUGGACAUCGACGCCUUUCUUUAUAUUUCUGAUUCGGAUGCAAUGGGCAAUCGACUAGAUCUUGGAAAUUCUCUGGGGCGUUGGUGUUCGUUCAAGAAGCUCAACAGGAUAUUCCGGGAUAUCCACUCAGCGGGUCAUUCAUAUGAAAAUGCAUCCGAUGAGCUUGUUCCGGAUUCUUGGGAUGUUUCUGAACCAGAAUACGACCAAAGUCACAUUCCUCGCCCUAUGAGCCAACAACUGUGCUUCGAUAAUCUGAAAUACCUUUCUUUCGCGCACCCAGCCCCCAUUGAAGCUGACUGGUCGGAGCUUUUGAAGUUGCUUUCCCACCUACCCAAAAUCACCCACCUCUCUCUCGCUUACUGGCCCUGUCCAAAACCUUACACCACCCGCCAUGUGCAAUCCUACUUGGAUAUCAACGUGGAUAUUAAGACCACACAAUACCAUGCAACAAAUAUCCUCAAACAACUCUCUCGCAAGACGUACUGCCUGAAAUGGUUGGACAUGGAAGGAUGCUCUGACUGGUUGCCACUACUCCUGUGGCCGCACAUUUAUGAUACCGAUAUGCCCGAUGGCCCUGAGUGGAAUGGGAGCUGGCGAAACGUGGUCUGGCUUAACCUCGCACCUGGCUGGCGCCUGAAUGUCCCAGAUGGGCUGAAGGAUCAUACUCCCGGAUCAACAGUGCCGGCUCACCUUAUCACAGACUUGCAUAUGUAUCAGCAGGACAUCCGCACAUAUGCUGUGCUCAUAUCCAAAGCUAAAUACGUUUUGGGGAGUCUCAAUAAGAAACGAGCAAAGAUGCGCGGGAAACUGGCGCAGGCUGACACUGGGGAAGAAGAAUGGAAAAAGGCGGAAGUCCUUCUGAAGGGCAUGCGUAUGCCUGGUUAG
Molecule: messenger RNA, 1599 nt
Organism: Penicillium odoratum
Lineage: Eukaryota; Fungi; Ascomycota; Eurotiomycetes; Eurotiales; Aspergillaceae
Exons: 1
Coding region: 1-1599 (532 amino acids)
Source: RefSeq, a predicted model, not a curated record